Molecule: messenger RNA, 564 nt
Organism: Amaranthus tricolor (Joseph's coat)
Lineage: Eukaryota; Viridiplantae; Streptophyta; Magnoliopsida; Caryophyllales; Amaranthaceae
Exons: 2
Coding region: 1-564 (187 amino acids)
Source: RefSeq, a predicted model, not a curated record
AUGGCUAUCGUGUUUGCGGUUCUUAAGUGGAAGCAUUACUUACUUGGGCGACGGUUCACUGUGAAGACUUAUCAAAGCAGUUUGAAGCACUUUUUAGAGCAUCGUGAGGUCAAUGGGGACUAUCGAAAAUGCUUAAUAAAGCUGAUGGGGUUCGACUUUGCUAUAGAGUACAAUCUAGGACGAAGCAACUUAGUGGCAGAUGCAUUAUCUCGUGUACAUCAUGAGGUUAUUGAGUUAGGUUCAUUAUUGAGUUCUAAUGGCAUCGAUUGGGAACUAUUGCAAGAGGAGGGGCGAUAUGUUUUAGCUCGGUCUUCUCCCUUCAUUUCAGUUUUGCUUCGGGAGUAUCAUGACUCACCCUUGGGACGUCAUGCGGGAGAGUUGAAGACUUAUUUACGUUUGGCUGCCGAAUGGUAUUGGGAAGAAUGCGUCGAGAAGUUGCCAACUACGUCAGGGAGUGUCACAUUUUCCAAAAGGCCAAAGCUUCCAAUCAAAGUCCGACAGGGUUACUACAAAAUCUUCCAAUUCUAUCCCAUGUAUAGGAACAUGUCACUAUGGAUUUCUUAG